This is a messenger RNA of Paralichthys olivaceus (Japanese flounder), 3885 nucleotides long. RefSeq names its product nudix (nucleoside diphosphate linked moiety X)-type motif 4b (gene nudt4b). Gene Ontology annotation, biological process: diadenosine pentaphosphate catabolic process; diphosphoinositol polyphosphate metabolic process; diadenosine hexaphosphate catabolic process. Gene Ontology annotation, cellular component: nucleus; cytoplasm. The record is from RefSeq and is a predicted model, not a curated record. Lineage: Eukaryota; Metazoa; Chordata; Actinopteri; Pleuronectiformes; Paralichthyidae. Gene Ontology annotation, molecular function: bis(5'-adenosyl)-hexaphosphatase activity; bis(5'-adenosyl)-pentaphosphatase activity; endopolyphosphatase activity.
CCCCCCGAGGCGGCCGCAGCCAAUGAGCGGGCUGCUGGCCGAGAGGAGUGCUGCGUGUGUGGAGCCUCUUCAUUGUACUGAAGCCGCGGCGGAGCCCGCAGCCGACAUAAGAGCCCUGUGUGCGGGACCCGAGCGCUCACACCCCUCCCCACACACCCGCACAUCCAGGACCGGCAGACCCGCACCUUGGAUUAACCUCACCGGCAGAGAAACAUCCACCAUUCCCCCUCCUCUCAUGACCGAGCAGCCCGGACCGCGCAUGCAGAGAGAAGAAGAAGAAGCGGCGGCAGCGAUGCGGCGGCUCCGCUGUUAACUCAUCGGACCUUCCUCCCUUCUUCUUCCUCGCUUCUUCAUCCCUUCGUCUUCCCUCCUCUUCCUCUCUUGCUGUCGCCGGCUCCAGUCGGAGGAGGCCGCCGGGUGAAGCGGGCCCAGGAUGAAGCUCAAGCCGAACCAGACCAGGACGUACGACGGCGAGGGAUUCAAGAAGCGGGCGGCGUGUCUGUGCUUCAAGAAUGAGCGUGAGGAGGAGGUUCUGUUGGUCAGCAGCAGUCGACACCCAGAGCAGUGGAUCGUCCCCGGAGGAGGGAUGGAGCCAGAGGAGGAGCCGUGUGGUGCCGCUGUGCGAGAGGUGUUCGAGGAGGCCGGUGUGAAAGGAAAGCUCGGACGUCUGCUCGGUGUAUUCGAGCAAAACCAGGAUCGAAAACACCGGACAUACGUGUACGUGUUGACUGUGACAGAAACCCUGGAGGCCUGGGAGGACUCUGUCAACAUAGGCCGUAAGCGGGAGUGGUUCACCGUGGAGGAGGCUAUCAAAGUGCUGCAGAGCCACAAACCCGUCCACGCAGAAUACCUGCGGAGGCUCCAACUCAGCUGCUCCCCAACCAACGGAAACUCCAUCCUGCCCAGCCCGCAGCCCAAUGACAACUUCCCCCAUUACAGCGCCACCGCCAACACACCCUCGACGGGGAGCGUGCUGGGCUCCUCCUGCAGAUAGGACUGCACCUCCACCUCUUUUUUUCAUUUUCCUGUCCAGCUUGGACAGUUUACUGAAAGUCUGUACAGUCUUGCAUGAAUCUAAUGACUUUUCAGAGUCACAGCUCUCUUGUAUGUAUAAAUUCUAGUCUUAGCUGCAGGACAGACCAAAGCCAUUUGCCAGCGCUGUGUUAGAGACUCGUGUAACUGAGCAGAAGCAGGUGGAGAAGCCGGGACAGAAAAACUGUGGAAAUGGCGAAUGGAAGAAACCUUUAUUUUGCUGGCGAACACCAGACUGAUGAGCUGACGUUGUGGAGGAAGCUGCAGACUCUGCUGGCAUGACUGAGCUGGUGAAGGAAUGCCUUACUGAACCUUUGUAUGAAUGUUGUUCUUAUUUCACUAACGCUCGUUUUUAUUUUCUUUAUUAGAACGGAUUUGCUCUCGAGUGAAUAAAAAGGGGAGAUGACCCCAGAGCAUGUCCAUGUGGGGGGUAGGGGUGGGGGGGGGGGCUGAAUAAUGUCUUCAUCAUCAACCAGUGAUGAUAACAACCAAAUAUCCGAUUUUACUACACAGAUAUAACUUUAAAAAAAACACCCUGAGCACUGAUGUGUUUUGAGAAUCUCCUCUUUUCAUUUUUUACACCAAGUGGGAUUUUUCUUUACCUUCAAUCAUUCAUUAAAUGCAUUUGUUGUUAAGUUACUUGGCCUAAAAAUUAUUAACCAAUGUCCAAACAUUGCUUUCCAAAAAGACAAGUGGUGGCGAUACAAUCAAAGUGAAAGUUCUCACAUGCAUUAGUGAAAACGAACGCUCACUGAUAAAGCUGUCUGUGAGUUUCUACCUCGGCAAACUGGAUCUGGGUCGUGACGCUCGAUGGUUCGAUCUCCGACGACACAACACUGCUGUGUUUGUAGUUAAACUUUACUCGAUGCCUCUGAAUCUCACGUCAGCUAACCUUGACUGAUCCAACCCAUUGUCUGCUUCAGGCCACAUACCUUUACGUCAGCGCUCUGCGUUUCCCAUGUCGUCAAAGUGAAAGUAUUUAAUGAUGCAGAGAACAUCUUUGCCUCUGGGCGUUGCUGUCUGCUGCCUUGAAGACAAAUGAGUUCACUUCAACUACGUUUGUAUAAAAAGAACAUUUCUUUUAACCUUGAAUGAAAAAUAAUGCAGAUUCACUUUUGUGUCUUUUAAACCAAUGUUUAUCAGUUUUAUUGUUUGUCACAGUGCUGGAAUGCUUUUUGGUCAAAGCGACCAUCAGAUAACACAAUUUACAGUAUGAUUGUUUUUGUCUACGAUAAUUUAAUUCUACGGCUGCAGUUAAUUCAUCUGACAGGUUUUGUUCCAAUUAAUCUAUUAGUCGUAAAAAAUGAAAAAUAUGAAGAAUUUUCAUCACCAUUUCUAUAUCCCAGUUAUUGGAUCAUAAACUCAGUUUCUUAUUGGUUCAAAAUUGAAAAUAGUGCAGCUUUCAUUUCAAAAAAUGUUUGUCUGUGUUAACAAACAAAAAUGACAUGAUGUCCAUGUCCCACAUAAACGAUUACAUCAUGUUUCCUGCUGCCUCUUCACUGUCAAACACCUCCCUCUGAAAUGUUCUGCUGAACGAUACUGACCACACAGAGAUUUGUAAAUAGCUUUGCAGAGAAAUCUUGAAAACGUGUUUUUAACCUGAAUGAACCUGUAAAAAUGUUCUCUUAACAUUUUCUAUAUUUUUUAAACGAUGUACAAAAGAUGACAGGAAAACAAGGACAUGCAGAAAAAGCUCACUGAUUAUUUACACAAGAGGUUUGGGAUACGGAGAGUUGGUCACUUUGUGUUUUAUUGUGAAAUGGAGACGUUGGAAGUGAUGCAUUGUUAAAACGUGAUUUGGUGUUUUUCAUGUGGUCGUACGUAACGAAUCGAGGUGAACGAAUGAACACAGCACUAAAUUUGGGGGAGAGUUAACGCUUUAGAUUUUCAAAAUGUUUUGCAAUUCAUGAUCAUUAACUUUUAUUUGUUGUGGCCAAGCAAGUAAACAAAUCUGAGCAUUAAUGAGCAUGGAAAUAACUGUAAUCUUUUUUUGUAUCUUAUUUUGAAGGCAUUGGUGAGAAUAUGAAAAACCGGUUUUCACUUUUUCAAAAUGUUUAUUCAGAAUCUUUGGUUGGAGCAAAAACACAAAACCCUCUGAGCAGCCCAAACUUGUCUCCUGCUUCUAAAAUUUGGUUGCCCUUUACCCUCCACAGAAUUCACUGCUCUAUCAUCUUAGCUUCACUAUAGUUGACUCAGAUUUGCCAAUAGAGCUAAAAUCAAGUUAUGGUUUGUUCAACAGUUCAAAUGUGGACUCCAACCACCUUAAACCUCAGUGUGUGUGUGUGACGUAUGAAUUGUUGAAUGUGAAAUAUGAUGUGCCAAAUGAAAAAAAUACUGGUGGUCAGACCUGUAAUAAUAUCUUCUACAUCAUUUGACAUUGAAAUGAUUGAGAUUAAAACAUUACACUCUUCUUUACCCCAUUUACCAUUUUCAUAUGAUUCAAAUCAACAUAAAUUUACCUCCCACCCUUUAAUCGUGAUGUUUUGCUGCUUUACAAAUAAGAAACACCUUCUUUCUCCUCUUGUUGAAAUGCUGUGUGACGCUGUGUUGAUCUUAUGAUGGGUUAAAUAUCACAGAAUAUGGAGAGUCCCUCAGUAUAAAUGUGUUUGACUCAUGAAAUGUUAAACAGCUGGUCCAUGACAUGACUGUUCUAUUAUGGAUUCAGACUCCUUGAAUGUUUGCUGAACACGUUGUGAUGUCAUGACAACGGUAAUCAAAGUGAGUUAACGACACGUCACUGUUUGUUCUUGAUUAUUAUGCACAGAGACGAUUAAUGUGAAAGUGAUUUCAGGAGCUGGACUGGAAAGAUUGUUUUUGAGAAAUCAAAAUGCAUUAAAGGGAAAAAAAAACUUA